Molecule: messenger RNA, 402 nt
Organism: Acanthoscelides obtectus
Lineage: Eukaryota; Metazoa; Arthropoda; Insecta; Coleoptera; Chrysomelidae
Source: the annotation of a GenBank genome assembly
UGUCAUUUGAAUUUUAUUAUUUUUUAUACGCAGUGUUUUUUUGCAUUUGUGAAAUAAAUAAUGGUGAGGCAGUACUAUCCAAAUAACAUUAUAGCCCACAAGACAGAAUACAUGUCUCGUUUUAUACAUGAAACAAUAGGAAUGCGAACAGGACAAACAGACGCAGUUCGUUGUUUUCUAGCACGGCACGUCUUCGAGGAAUGCUUCCGUGUUCAAGAUUUUCCAGGGAAUAUAAAGAAAGAGUUGCAGCCGUUGAUGUAUGUUUUACUUACAGAUGGACCUUUCAUCACUUCACUGUGUGCGAAAAGGCAACAACUCUGUAGACGAUGCUGAAACCUCGUCUUGUGGCAAAAUUGUCCGAUUUUUACCUCCCACGUCACUAGCGAAGAAACAAUGUAACCG